Messenger RNA from Cavenderia fasciculata, 2529 nucleotides. RefSeq lists its product as uncharacterized. Lineage: Eukaryota; Evosea; Eumycetozoa; Acytosteliales; Cavenderiaceae. The transcript has a single exon. Bases 1 to 2529 code for a protein of 842 amino acids. The record is from RefSeq and is a predicted model, not a curated record.
AUGGAGCAUCUUUCAAUUUCAACAAAUAAUAAUAAUAAUAAUAAUAAUAAUAAUAAUAAUAAUAAUAAUAAUUCAAGUCAUCAAUUCAAAUCGAUCUUACAAAAUUAUACAAUACGAAAAUGUUUGUUUCAUCAAGUAAAAUGUAUUCAUCGUCAUUUGAUUAAAAUACAUUAUUGUAAUAAUACGACGAGUAUUGGUAUUGUCAGUAGCGAUGAUCGAGAUUAUCAAUCGACUGUUUUCGAUUUAGAUUCAGUUUCAUUGUCAUACCUCUUGUCAAACAAAAGAUUUGAUUUAUUGUAUCUUAAAUAUCGCUAUCAUAAUCAGACACAGGUCGAACAGAAAUAUCAAUCCUUUGUUGAAUGUAAUCGUAACAAGGACAACAAGUACUGUAGUACUGAUAUAUCAUCAUUGUUGGUAUCGGUGCCAAUUCGAUUCAACAUUGACUUGUCGUUUACUGAAGAUGUAUUGGUUUCACUGUGUCGAUACAAUAGAGACUAUAAGAUCUUUCACUACUUUUUCACAAAGUAUAGGUCAUCAUUUGAUUCAUACAAUGGUUCAAUAAUCAAUCUCAUGUGUUGUCACAACAACAACAACCAAUUGGUCACACCAUCUCCUCUCAACGAUCGAAUCGUACAAGAAUUAUUAGACAAUGGUUUUAAAGGUAAUCUAUUGCUUAGAAAGAGUUGUUAUGAUGGUAAUAUUGAUUUGGUUGAAUCAAUAUUGAAAUCACAAACAUCGUCGUCCUCUUCGUCAUCGUCGUUACUAGACGAUCAACAACAACAACUUCAAGAUAUCAUAUUCUAUACAUGUGCCAAUAACGAUGUCAGUGUUGAUCAUAGACAAACAAACAAGAUAUUAGAGUUAUUAAAUAACUGUGAUAUAAUCAACAAAAGAGUAUUUGAAAAGGGUAGAAAGAUGUCAGAUUCAAUUGAUUUGUUGGCGUUCAGAGGUAACUUGGAUGGAGUGAAAUUCUUACACGAUAGAAUGGGUGUGCAUUGGACUAAACGAGCAUGGGCAGGUGCUGCAUUGGGUGGACAUGAUCAUGUGGUGUCUUAUCUCAUUGACAACUCGGCCACCGACGUGGUGUGUACCUCAAAGUCGAUUGAAAAUGCUUGUGUCAACGGACACUUUAAACUAGCUAUUUCAAUACUUGUCCACGCCAAAAGUGUGUAUGUUGGUAGCAAGGGAACACCAUUUACACUAAAGUCGUUGGAAAAGAUUGCUACUAUUGGUAGUUUGGAGGUUUUGAAAACUCUAAUCAAAGAGUUUAAUCUUCAACAACAGGGUAAAGAGAUCAAAUCAAUUGCCGAUGGAUUGGUCAGAGGAAGCAAGCCAGUGUCACUGAGAUGGUUGGUCGAGGAAAAGCUGUUGGUUUUGCAUAAUGUUAAUAUUCCUAUAUUUGUAAAGACCGUGUUGGAUCAGGCAACACACCACUCUACCAAAUCAAAUGACGACAAUGCAGUCUAUGUGUUGGAGUAUCUUGUGGAGCAGUGUCUCAAGUUCAAUGAUAAUACAAACAACAACAUCUUCAUGAGCGAUCAACAGAAAAAGGAGAGGUUGUGGGGACUGGUCGAUCCAGGUAAGUCGGGUCGUCCAAUCAUCGGGCUCUGUAUCAAAUCCAAUGUAAAGAUGCUCGGACUUUUAUGCAAGCAUUUCGACAACUGCAUUGCACUGGCCAAUUGGAGGUAUGGUAUGUUGAGAGCUGCUUGGUUGGGUCAUAUGGAUGUAGUCAAGUUUAUUCGUCAAAAGUACGUGUUUACCAAAUUGACCUUUGGUUACGAGUUGCAUAUCCAAAGAUUCCACCACAAGGAUACAUUCAAGUACAUGUUUGAACAAGGGUUGUUGUCAGAGACCAAAACCUAUGUAGACGAUGUCGCCAAGUUUGGAGACAUUGAACUAUUCAAACAAUGCGAGUCUAAAUACAACGCACUUCGAUUCAAAUCAUUGGAUGCCGUUGCUUUGACGAGACACAUAGAGAUGGCAGAAUACAUUAUUUCCAAACACAUUUCAUCGCAUAGUGCAACUGGGAUGGCAGUCGGGUGUGGUAACUAUCAGAUGGCUCGAGUGUUAUUCGAGCAUGAUCGCAAGACCAAUCGAAAUGCCGUUCUACAAAUAUACCAUAGUUCACAUUUUGACAAUGUCGAUGCUGCAUUGACACUCUCCAAAGAUUAUCAUGGGGCCAAAAACCAUGAAACGAGUAUUUAUAAUCUCAUCUUGAAUGCCCAUGUCGACAGUGUCCGACUUUCACUUGUCAAAUCAUUGUUCCUUUUAAAUUCGACCGUAUCACGCCAGUUACCAAUCAAAAAAUUAGUCACAGAGUCUAGUAUCCAGACCAUCAGUUACCUCGUUGAUGCCAAUGCCGUCUCUGAUCCACUAGCAGGACUUGAAUGUGCCAUCGAUCUCAGAAAAUAUGAAAUCUUCCAAGUACUCUUUAAAACCAUUUCCCAAAUCGAAAAAUCAAAUCAUAUCAUUCAAAUGGCAAUUGAUAUCGGUUAUUUAACAAUAGAUCAAAUUAAUAAAUAUAAAUAA